UCAUAGUAUGCAUUUAUGUUAUGUAUAUGCUGUAAAAUAAAACAUAUUAUUAUCAUUAAGGGGUUUUUGUCCUCUUUAAAAACACCAGGGAGCUUUUUUUCUACCCUGAAAAAUACACCAGGUGGCUUUUGUCUACUCGUCAGGGAGUUUCUGACCACCUUGAAAAACAACAACAACAACAACAACAACAACAAAAAAACAAAACAACAACAACAAAACAGGGAGCUUUUAUCCAAAUGACCAUUUUUAGACCAGGUGGCUGUUGUCCAAGGGGCUUUCGUCAUACAUUCCUUGCGGAAUGUUGCGGAGAACAGGUUAGUACUGGUAAAAAAAGGAACAUUGGCUAGGUUUACCAUGAAUGCGAUACAACAGUCGAUUUUGUGACAAGACACAGGACAUUGCGACGCGACAUAAGACAACUGAAUACAGGAAUGAUCAUGACGCGUUACACUGUCGUAUGUCACCUCUGUAUCAAGAAAUGUCGCGGUAAAUAUCGAAUUUUACGUCCUGAUGUAGCGUGUCGCGUCUCAAUAUAGUGUUGUAUCAUGUUUCACCCAGUACUCACUCGGCACGAAACACUACAGUGCGACGCGACAUAUAACAUAACGAUGAGAAAUUAACACCCCAUUUUAUAGUGCAAAUGUCGUGGAAUUGCCGUUUAAAUUGUUACAUUGUUCAGUUAUCUAAAACACGUCACAAAACAUACAAAGCGAAACACGACAUUAUACUGACAUUAUACUGAGCAAUUUAGUGUGUUGUUAAACAACCACACGGUGAAUUUAUAAAAUGUACAAGCUCAGCAUCUGCAUUGUAAUAUGUAUUACACAACAUUUCACCGUACACCCAGUUGAUAUAGACUAUGAAACAGAAAAUCAAAUAAAGAACUCACAAAAUGUUAGUGAUAUACUUCCAAACGAGAGAAACACCAAGUAUACUAAUAUUCCAAAUAUCGUCAGGAAAGAUAUGCAAAUACAUCGAUGUUCGGGAAUCUUAAAUCAGGCUACUGCGAAAAGAAGUAGCAAUGCUACAAUGCUACUGAAUAGAAGAGAAAAAACAUAUGCUGACACUGUUAAAACCAAAAUUACUGGAGAAGUCAAUAGGAAAGCUCGUUAUGAAAUCCGGCAGAAAAUAAUGAUUAUAAAAUUGCAAAUAAUGUAACAAUGAGCACAAAAUGAAAUGCAUCAAAAAAUAAAUCAAAUAAAAUUAUGAAUAUGUAAACCAAAAAAAAAAAAAAAAAAAAAAAAAGACCCAUAAAACACUCACGAUAAACCAGAAAGUAAAUAUUUUCGCCAACUUUGACAAGUGUUUGAUAUUAAGAGGAUUUCUCUAAAUCAAGGUCAGAGUAAAAAAUGACAAGCCAGAUAAACAGUCGAGAGAUCGUAUAUCCAGAAGUGACAGCCCAUGUUCAAUUUGUGACAAAAACAAUCGUACAACAUAAGAAUGUAGGUUCCGCAUGAAACGGUUCAGUGGAAGAUUUUAUACUUGCAUACUGUAAAAUCAGGUAAAUAAGCGUAUACGCUUAUAAUAAUUUUAGUGACACUUUUACGCGCCUAUUUUUGAUAUGCGCUUAUACUUAAGCCAAAACUAUGCGCUUAUAUUUGAUAUGCGCUUAUAGACAAGCCGUGUGCGCCUAUUUUUGAUAUAUUAGGAAAAUUGACAGUGCUUGGUAGAGAAAACGAAAGUAAAACAUGGUCAUGGACGUGCGCCGUGAACUACUUCCUUUAAUUACAUACAGUAUUUAUACAUAAUGAAAGCAUAAUGAUCAUACAUAAUUUGCAAAUAAUGCUCAAUCUCUCGAACCAUUCAAUCAUUGUUCAACACGAAGAUUGUAACAUUUUAUCCAUAUUGUUUUCACAGAUUUAAAAAAAAACUGACAAACUGAACAUUAUGACAACGAAAACAUUUUCUAUUCAAAAAGCAUGAUUAUCGUAAACAAUUAUCGUUUUAUCAGACAAUAGACGUUAAAAUCUUUUGACAUACAUCGGCUAUUCAACAGACUUUUGGUGAAGCAAAUUCAUAUCAGACAAAUGGGUGGUGCUCAGUCUACACAGAAGAUGGCAACGGAAGACAUCCUAAUGUUUUUGGAGGAAGAAGUGAAAAAAUGGGGUGGCAGCUUAAAAAAUCUUAAACAAUGUUGGAAGAAUAAAGAGAGUUGGGUACCUGAAGUUCUGAGACAACAGAUUGAAGAAACAGAGACCAGAUGGCUUAAUAUCAAGUCAAUAACACCAACCUUUGGGGAAAAUGACGGCCGAAUGAAGUAUCCCGAAACUGCCAUGCAGUUAGCACGUUGUUGUCAAGAUGUUCAAAGAAGAACAGAGGCUGAAAUGAAUCAAUUACAGAAAAACAAUGAAACGUUACUUCGAAAUAAACAGAAGACCGAACGUGAACUGGAAUACCUGAAACAAAGAACGACAGCAAAGCAAUACAAGGAUCAACUUGCUACGUCAAAGCCGGGCAUAGAGGGAAACGGAAAAUAUGAUAACACCGUGUUGAAGGAUAGAAUGUUUCCAGUUGAUAAAUUGCUUGAUAGAAAGACUGAUAUGGAAGAAGAAUUUAAAAAAGAAAAGGCACAAUUACAGAAAGAGAUUGAGGAAUUAACCGCAAAAAACAACAGCGUUAAAGAUUAUCAAACUCUGAGUCAUGAAAAGUUUGUUAAAAGAAUGCUUGAUGUGGAAGAGAAAUUUGUAAAAGAAAAGGCCGAACUGCAGACAGAGAAUGAGAAAUUGGUCGCACAGAAAUACAGCCUUGAAGAACGUAUCGAACAUCUAGAAAAAUCAAAUUUUGACUCGCUGGCAAGACUAAGUGAAGUUGCUGCAGACGGGCAUGUGGACAGCAGCUCUGCAUUGACCGAUCUUAGAGUCCGAAAUCAACCUACAAAGAUUGGAGAAAUGUACACCGAUAUUUACGACAAUGAAUGGAUCGAUGCAUUUGAUGCACUAAUGGAGGAUGACCAUAAAGAAGAGGCAGCAGUUGAAAUUUUAAGAUUAAUGUUGGAGGACGUACUCGAGUUCUGUGAGUGUGAAGUUCGACCAUUUGUAGGGAAAACAGCGGUAGAAUUACAAAGAAUACUGGGGCAAUACAGGACAUCAGAAAGGUUAGUGCAGAUUUUAGAAGCAAAGACAGGACCGAAGGAGGUAGACAGAGUGGAAACAUGUGAUAUGGUACCAGGAAGAAAGAAACAAGUCCAUGAAAGAAACAGCAAACUAGAGACCAUAAGGAAGGAAAUAGGAGCAAGUUUAGCUUCUUUUGCACAGAAGGAAUUUCGUGAAGCAACGUUCGGAAUUGAAUACAUAAAUAAUUUGAAACCAUUCGUCGUGAAGUGUUUGCGUAUUGGUUGGAUGAUGGUUACUCAGACGCCUCCUAUGGUUCUGCAUGAAUGCCCGAUUGAUGCAGAUUCGAAGUUCGAUAAUAAUGUAUAUAAAGUGUUUACAAGAUCAGGUCCCUUGGUUGACUAUGUGGUUUGGCCAGCUUUAUUACUUCACGAGAAUGGUCCUAUCAUAGCGAAAGGUGUUGCCGAAGGGAAGAAAAAUCUUGACAAAGAUUGGCAUAAAAAGCUUUAUCUUCAAAGAUGACUUCCACAAGUGUUUUAUUAUAACAUUAGUAUGAUUCACGAGUAUAGCAAAUCAAAUUACCAAAUUAAACCAUAAAUCCAACAUUUAGCAGUUAUGUUUUUCAGGUCUUGGGCAUUUUGUCUUCCAGCUUUCUCCCAAGGCUGACGCGUCUGGUUUUCCUCUGGCUGCUUCAAAGUCUUUCUUCGUUUCUCUCGUUUUGUUUAUCAGUACAAAGUGUUUCGACAUAUUGAUAAACACUGGCGAAAUAAAGCAUUUACAAAACUAAAGAAAAACGUAAUAAACUAUAAAACAGUCUUUUAAAAUGUACACAAACAUGCCGAUCAAUUUCAUCGCAAUGUUUGAUAUAUACGUGCCUAAAUCACUUUUCAUUAUAUUAAUACAAUAUCUUGAGGACAAUAAUUCUCACUGAUGACAAUCAAUAAGCUGAUCAUUCGAUUGCAUUGCAAAACGUCAUCUGUUAACAUGUGGUAACAUUUUAUAUGAAAUAAGUCCAUUUCAUAUAAAGUAUAGAAUCAUU
Molecule: messenger RNA, 4089 nt
Organism: Mercenaria mercenaria
Lineage: Eukaryota; Metazoa; Mollusca; Bivalvia; Venerida; Veneridae
Exons: 10
Coding region: 2028-3572 (514 amino acids)
Biological process (GO): mitophagy by internal vacuole formation; mitochondrial protein catabolic process
Cellular component (GO): mitochondrial outer membrane
Source: RefSeq, a predicted model, not a curated record